This is a messenger RNA of Aspergillus clavatus NRRL 1, 1974 nucleotides long. Its product is annotated as putative nucleosome remodeling complex ATPase subunit (Snf2h). The record is from RefSeq and is a predicted model, not a curated record. The coding region runs from base 1 to 1974 and encodes 657 amino acids. Gene Ontology annotation, molecular function: DNA binding; ATP-dependent chromatin remodeler activity; ATP binding. Gene Ontology annotation, biological process: positive regulation of transcription by RNA polymerase II. The transcript has 4 exons. Lineage: Eukaryota; Fungi; Ascomycota; Eurotiomycetes; Eurotiales; Aspergillaceae. Gene Ontology annotation, cellular component: nucleus.
AUGCAGUCAUACGGGCACGGAAUGGAUUGCUCGUUUUCGGAUACCGAGUCUCUGGCAUCUGCCUUGUCCACGCCCAGGUCGUGGAGCUUGUCGCCGCCGUCAUCUCCCUACUACUCUGAUAUCUCGGAGACCGGGUUUGCGAAUAGCAUCGAUGGCAACAAGUCUCCAAAGGGCAAACAGCGAACCCGUGCAAAACCACUUGAAAACGCACAGGACUUCUUUCGGGAGAUUCGAGAGAAACGGAAUGCUUUUUUUCUUGCGCAUAGGGAAAUAAUACUUCCUCUUCUCGGAGAGGGGACAUCGUUGAGCAAGCUUCUCCAGAUGGAGGACUAUGCUGAUUCUGAGCCUACUCCCUUUCAGAAGAUCGAAGUACAGCCGGACGGGCUCAUGGGUCGCUUGAAGCCGUAUCAGCUUGAGGGGGUAUCUUUUCUUGUCAACCUCAACGAGAAUGGCGUUGGUGGUAUACUCGCCGAUGAGAUGGGCUUGGGGAAAACUCUCCAGACUCUUAGCCUCUUCCAAUUCCUGAAAGAGAGUGACUACAGGGGCGGCACACUCCAUGCACCUUUCCUGGUCGUGUGUCCACUCAGUGUGCUUGAUACAUGGAUGGCAGAAAUCACGAGAUGGACACCGGAGAUGCGAGCAGUUAAGUAUCAUGGCACGCCUGAGCAGAGAGCCAGUUCGAAGGAGAUUUUGAAGGCUCAGAAGAAUCCAAAAGGCUCUGCACAGUCGACAGACAUGGUUGACAUCGUGGUGACCACAUACGACACUCUGCUCUCGGAGAUCAUUUGGUUUUCGCGGAGUUUCGUCUGGCGCUACAUUGUCCUUGAUGAGGGACAUAGAAUCAAAAAUCACCGGUCCAAGCGAGCAGCAGUCCUUGGCCGGCUCAAAUCAGAAUAUAAACUUGUUCUUUCAGGAACGCCUGUACAAAACGAUCUCGGUGAACUAUGGUCGAUCUUCCACUGGCUUUAUCCCGAUGUCUUUGUGUCAUCCACCGAGAAGCUCUUUGUGCAAGCCUUUUCCUUGAAAGAUGGGAAGUUUGACCCAGUCUUCUUCGACAAUGUGAGGAAGUUCUUGGGGUUGAUCAUGAUUCGAAGGACUAAAGAGACCCCGGGAAUUGGAUUGAACAUCCCGCCCAAGACAGAACUGGUGUUAUCCGUUCCCUUGACGAAAAUGCAAUGCUCAUGGUACAUGAGAAUUCUUACGGGAGCGGAUGAGGUCCUUGUGGAUGUUGCUGGGUCUUCUCAUCCACCAGCGAGCAGGAGCUCUAGCUCAGAGAUAUCGGAUGACGAGUCUUCCCUGUUAAUGGACCUUGAUUUGGAUUUGAAAGAUUCUUCCCAUACCACCGAAAAGAAAGUUUACCGCGUUACUGGGAACAUCCUCAUGGAGCUCCGGCAGGUGGGUUCAAGCUCGAUGUCGCUGAAUGGACAGUACGGGGCUGACCUUGCACAGUGUUCUAUCCAUCCAUAUCUUCUCACAAAUGCGAUUCCUGACCCAUACAUUCUAGGCGACCAUGUUUUUAAUAAUUCUGGGAAGUUCAUAGCCCUCCAAAAACUACUGAAGCAUUACGUGGAGGUUGAAAACACCAAGGUUAUCAUUUUUUCCAACUUCGAACAGGCUUUGAACCUUUGCGAGGAUCUCGUGAUGAUCAUGCAAGGAACGAGUCCAGCCUUCGAGUAUUUGCGCCUCGAUGGGCGGACCACAAGCCCAUGGCGCAAGCUCAUGGUGUACCUUUUUCAAAAUGAUCCUUCUUAUAUGAUCUUUCUACUGUCGAUCAGAGCAGCAGGUGAAGGUCUGAACCUCACAAGCUCGUCUGUCGUCAUUUUCUUGGAUGAGGAUUGGAAUCCCCAAGUCAUGAAACAAGCUGAAUCAAGAGCGCAUCGGAUCGGCCAAUCUCGACCGGUGAGAAUUUAUAAGUUGCGUUCGAGUGGAACUGUUGAAGAGCAGAUGAGCCAGAGGCUGGCGAAAAAAGCUUAA